CCAGGCAGAGGGAAAACCAAGUGCAAACCCCUGUAGGUUAGGCUACUGUUGACAUUUUUUCAGGACGGUAAGGCUGGAGUAACACGAACCAGAGAGUGGCUGGAAGUGAGCACAGUAAAGUAGAAAGAAACCAAUCGUAUAGGGACCUAUAGGCCAUAGUGGUCCUUCGUUAGGUUACUCUGCAUGAGAUGAGAGUCCGCUGGGAAGUUUGGGCAAUGGCGGAUGAUUGUGGCUGCUGUGGAGGUGGGGGGCUGGAGGCAGUAAGGGAGCAAAGGUAGACAUAAGAAGGCCGGUGAGGCACCAGCUGUGAUAACCCUGGUGACAGGGUAUGUUGGGUCAGAAUGGCCCCAGUGGAGGUGGUGAGAAGACAUUCGAUUCUGGAGCUAACGGUGAAACCCUGAGAGCCCAACCUGGAUGGCACAGCCUUGCCUUAUUCCAGUCUGAAAAGCGCUGUGCCUUUGACAGGCUGCGUCCUCUCAGGGAGGAAGGCUGUUGGGCCAUGGCGGUUUUUGAUACCCCGCAGGAAGCCUUUGGCUUCUUACGCCCCGUCUGUGUUCAGCUCACAAAGGCGCAGACCGUGGAGAACGUGGAGCACCUGCAGGCACAACUCCGAGCUGUCGGCGACUCUGCCCUUCAGGAGCUUCAGCAGUACGUCCUCUUUCCUCUGCGGUUUGCCCUGAAGACCCCAGGCCCCAAGAGAGAGCGCUUGCUGCAGAGUGUGGUGGAAUGCCUCACGUCCGUCCUCUCCGCCACAUGCGUGAAGGACCCCGGACUUCUCCAGGAGCUCUUCUCAGAACUCUCAGCCUGCCUGUACUCACCCGCCUCCCAGAAGCCCGCAGCUCUGUCCGAGGAGUUGAAAUUGGCCGUCAUCCGCGCACUCAGCACGUUAAUGCACUCGGCCUACGGGGACAUCAUUCUGGCUUUUUACCAGCCCGCCCUUCUGCCUCGCUUGGGGUUUGCCGUCUCUUUGCUGCUCGACCUCACAGAGCAGGAGAAGUCAAAGGAAAUCAAAACUGCUGCGGUGCAUUGCUUGCAGGUACUGCUCUUGCAGUGCGAGUGUGGGGACCAUCCGAGGUCCUUGGAUGAGAGUGAGCAGAUGGAGCUGGGAGAUUUGUUUGCUUCCUUUUUGCCGGGAAUCUCAACUGCACUGACCAGGGUAAUCACUGGAGACUUCAAGCAAGGCCACAGCACGGUGGUAUCCUCCCUCAGGCUCUUCCACAAGACAGUGGGCUUCAUUAUGGCCGAUGAACAGCUCAGAAGAAUCUCAGGGGCCCAGGCAAUGCCUGCAGUUGAACAGAGAGUAGCUGAGCUGAUGAUUCACAGGAAAGCGGACUGGGUUAAAAACACAGGGGCUAAGUUGGCGCUCCUUCUUAAAAGGAUCAUUGAGUGUGUCUCCAUCCACCCACACUGGAAGGUGAGGCUGGAACUGGUAGAACUUGUGGAGACCCUUCUUGUGAAGUGUGGUCAGUCUCUGGUCGAGUCCGCCAGCCCCCUCCUGAAGGCUUUGGUGAGUCUGGUGAACGACGAGAGUCCGCAAGUCCAGGUCCGAUGCAGUAAAACCCUGAGACAUUUGGCGGAUCAGCAAGUAGUGGUGGGCAGCAGGGCCUUCACCGACAUCUUGUCAGAGAACCUACACUCCCUUGCUACAUCUCUUCCUCGCCUCAUGAACUCCCAAGAUGACCAAGGAAAAUUCUCCACGCUCUCCUUGCUACUUGGUUACCUGAAACUCUUGGGCCCCAAAGUCAACUUGGUCCUCCACUCUAUGGCCCAUCUGCAGCGCCUUUCCAAAGCACUUAUCCAAGUGCUCGAACUAGAUGUGACGGACGUCAAAGUCGUGGAGGAGCGCCGGUGGCACACCCACGAGCUAAGUGCAUCUCCAGAGGCCCCUGCCACUGCCCGACCGUGGAACCAUGUCCAGAGGCGGUACUUCCGCUUCUUCACUGACGAGAGGGUCUUCCUGCUCUUGCGGCAGAUCUGCCAGCUCCUCGGGUGUUAUGGGAACCUCUAUUUGCUCGUGGACCACUUUCUGGAACUGUACCGUGAGUCUGUAGUCUAUCGAAAGCAAGCUGCCAUGAUCCUCAAUGAGCUAGUUAUAGGGGCUGCUGGCCUGGAGGUUGUUGUGGAGGGUCUUUAUGCAAAGUCUCCUCAAGCAAGCCCAGAGGACCUGAGAGACAGCAUCACUGCUGUCCUGGAAGAAUACACAAGCCAAGAAAACUGGUACUUGGUUACCUGCAUCGAGGCUGAGGAGAUGGGAGGGGAAUUCACAGUGCAGCCGCCAGGCCUCCCCGCCAUCACAUCUGGCGCCCACACCUGCCAAGUUGCCUCUUUUCAGGCUGGAUCAAAGCCAAGCCCCACUAUUUGCACCAUGAACAGCAACAUAUGGCAAAUAUGUAUUCAGUUGGAAGGGAUUGGCCACUUGGCAUACGCACUAGGACAGGAUUUCCGUUUGCUCCUGAUGUCAGCCCUCUAUCCCACCCUGGAGAAGGCCGGGGACCAAUCCCUGCUCAUCAGUCAGGCAGCAAUGGGCGCCAUGAUGGACAUGUGCCUGGCCUGUGGCUAUGACUCCCUGCAGCACCUGAUCAAUGACAACUCCGACUACUUGGUGAAUGGGAUCUCUUUAAACCUGCGCCACCUGGCUCAGCACCCUCACACCCCAAAGGUCUUGGAAGUCAUGCUGCGGAACUCGGAUGCUAGCCUGCUUCCUUUGGUAGCAGAUGUGGUUCAAGAUGUCCUGGCCACCCUGGACCAGUUUCACGAUACAAGAGCUGCUUCCUUUGUCGGGGUUCUGCAUGCCCUGCUGGCUGCCUUAGCCCAGUGGUACCCAGCCACAGGCCAACCCCCAGAACAGAGUGUGGGGCAGGAGGACAGCCAUUGGAGCCGAAGAGCAACUCUUGAGAAGGGACCGGCGGCUACCACCGCCACCACCACCACCACCACCUCCAUCACGGCCGAAGAUCUGGAACAGUUUGUGCUGAACUACCUCAAAGAAAAGGAGGCGGCCGAAGGAAACGUGUCGGAUGUUGAUGACGAAGAAGAGGCGCCAUCAGUCCCUCCCGAAGCAGAUGAGAGCGACAGGCGUCCCGACAUGGAACCACCACUGCCGCCGCAGACCCAGAUAGCCAAGGACGUGAUGGAGCGCUGCAUCCACCUGCUGUCGGAUAAGAACCUGAAAAUCCGCUUGCAGGUGUUGGAUGUGCUGGACUUGUGCGUGGUGGUUCUGCAGUCCCACAAGAACCAGCUCCUCCCCUUGGCUCAUCGGGCCUGGCCCUCGCUGGUGCACCGACUCACAAAUGAUGACCCCCUGGCUGUGCUCAGAGCCUUCAAGGUCUUGCGAACCCUGGGAGGUCAGUGUGGUGACUUUCUAAGGAGCAGGUUCUGCAAAGAUGUCCUGCCAAAGCUAGCCAGCUCCCUAGUCACCCAGGCUCCCGUCAGUGCCAGAGCUGGCCCGGUCUACUCCCACACACUAGCCUUCAAGUUGCAACUGGCCGUCCUGCAGGGCCUGGGCCCCCUCUGCGAGAGCCUGGACCUAGGUGAGGGUGACCUGAACAAAGUGGCGGGUGCCUGCUUGAUUUACCUCAGCGCCAAACAGCCCGUGAAAUUACAAGAGGCUGCCAGGAGCGUGUUCCUCCAUCUGAUGAAGGUAGACCCAGACUCCACCUGGCUGGUCCUGAGGGAGCGUCACUGCCCGGAGCUGCUUACGCCUCCCCACUCCAGUCUCUGCCCUGUGCGGCUGCUGGGGGCGCCGGGCCAGCAGAGCCCAUUCACCGCCAAUGUGCUGCACCUGCUCCAGGAGCUGCCAUGAAGCCUCUCCCCCAGGAACCCCUCUGGGGUCAGGCUGACCCCACCCCCACCGACUGCAAAGGGGAUCAGACAGCCCAUUGAUUUCUAAAUUGACCUAUCACACAACUGCCUAGAAGUCGGAUUGAAAGAAAGUGCUGGCCUGUUAUUUACAUUCCACACCUGUGUCUUCAAGUUGCAGUCAGGCAGCUCCUGAGCUGACCAUCUCACCCACACCACACCUCCCAGCUUAAGGACAGUGGCCGUCAGCUCCCUUGGACCCCAUCUGCGGGUCACAGCUCUGAGGGUGAGGAACACUGCCCUGUCAUUACAAACACACAGUGGGUCCCCCCACAC
Messenger RNA from Echinops telfairi (small Madagascar hedgehog), 4134 nucleotides. It is a transcript of the gene TTI1, whose product is annotated as TELO2 interacting protein 1. Bases 329 to 3802 code for a protein of 1157 amino acids. Gene Ontology annotation, biological process: chromatin remodeling. The transcript is spliced from 8 exons. Gene Ontology annotation, cellular component: cytoplasm. NCBI's taxonomy places the organism in Eukaryota, Metazoa, Chordata, Mammalia, Afrosoricida, Tenrecidae. The record is from RefSeq and is a predicted model, not a curated record.